Messenger RNA from Anneissia japonica, 3384 nucleotides. RefSeq names its product steroid 17-alpha-hydroxylase/17,20 lyase-like. Gene Ontology annotation, molecular function: iron ion binding; heme binding; steroid 17-alpha-monooxygenase activity. The transcript has 12 exons. Gene Ontology annotation, biological process: progesterone metabolic process; hormone biosynthetic process. Lineage: Eukaryota; Metazoa; Echinodermata; Crinoidea; Comatulida; Comatulidae. The coding region runs from base 1329 to 2864 and encodes 511 amino acids. The record is from RefSeq and is a predicted model, not a curated record.
GCUGGACAUUUUGUUCAAAAGUGGGACACAGGGUACUUUGGGACAACUUGUGCACCCCUCUAGUGAGGCAUACCUUGUUACUGUGUUCAUUUAGUAUCGUAAGCCUAUGUCUUUUUUUCAAAUGAGUAUAUGAAAACGAUUAGAUAAUACAAUUAUAAAAAUUAAAUAAAAAGAAUAACAAAUUUAUUGGUUGAAGGUUUGCAUGGCGAAGUAAUAACAUAUGUUGAAGCUUGCAGUACACCACGUAGGUAGUUAUGAAAAGAACUGCUGUAGUUGAGAAAGUCUUGACGUUUCAAUUGAGUUGCUUCAAUCGUCUCCUUUCCUAAGUAAGUUCAAAUGUUUAUUUUUAAAUGAGAAAUUGCUGUAUCUAAAUUUCCAGAAUUUACUCCUGGUGAACGUCUUUCCGGUUUCCAUUAGGAACCAAUGAUUACAUAAUUACUUUUGCUAAUUAGAUCUUGUUAAUUAAAAUGUGUGUUUUUCCUUUUUUUUUUAAUUGUAAAAUGCAGUUGUAAUAAUGAAUUACUUAAAUAUGUUUUUUUUUUUAAAUGUACGAUGCUCCCAGCUUGGGAGCAUCGUCGCAUGCUAGCUCACUCCUCUAUCAGGUCAACAUUUCUCUAUUUGUGUACUCAAAAUGAUUUAUUUUUCUCAUAGGCCUAUCUGGAGAAAGAAGAAUUUUUUAUUGAUUAUUAUAAUUGUUGUUGGCCGGGCUUUUGUUUUAUAAUUACUGAAUUAUAUUGAGUUAUAUUUAUUAUUCUUAUAAAUUUCAUUAUAAUGGUUGUUAUCGUAUUUAUUAUCGUAGUUGAAUGGUAUACAAACAGUGAGAAAGAUAUUGGGAUGACGCAACCUACGGUACUGUACUACAGAUUGGAAGCACGUUCACACGAACACGUCCUACGCAUUUCUUUUCGGAUCGGGUGUAAACGCAGCUUUAAUCUUUAUUUAGGACAUGAUUUGUGCCGAAUCGCCGUUUGGGUAAAAAACGUCAGGUGGUUACAGACGCGUGAGUCUGUCCUGCAAUCUAAUAGCCAUCAAUUAUCUUAACCCCAGUUGACCCAAAACCUGACAACAAAGCUGCGCAAAUACUUAUCUUCUCAACAAUCAAGCUGACCCAAUGUCCAAUUGACCCAAAACCUGACAACAAAGCUGCGCAAAUACUUAUCUUCUCAAUAAUCAAGCUGAGCCAAUGUCCAUAACUGUAUUUGUCAGCAGUGGCGCUCGCAACGAAGAUAAUUAUUCAGAUACUGCGAUACGAUUUUGGAAAUCAGCUGUACUUAUCGUCAACGCUGUCAUUAUGUUAUUGAUAGCUAAUAGCGUUUCUUGUAUAUUCCAUGACUAGGAUGAUAUUUCAAUUUGAUUUUCCAUCAUCACCCGCAUGGCUUCUAUUACUCGCCAUCAUGGUCGCCACGUGGUUGUACAUAAACGUGCGUCGACCACCUGGAUUGCCACCUGGACCAUUUCCUUAUCCAAUCAUAGGAAGCACGUUUGAUCUUAUAGGAGAUGUUCCACCUUAUAAGACUUUCAAGCGAAUGUCAGAAACAUAUGGAAAUGUAUUUUCCAUAAAACUGGGAUCAUAUUGGGCCGUCGUCGUUAACAACUAUGAGUUGGUACACGAGGUGUUGCUGACAAAGCCCAAUGACUGUAGUGGACGUCCACGUACAUUUCUAUUUGACUGGUAUACAGACGAUAAACAAGAUAUCACUGCAGCCCAGCCUACUUCAAUUUGGAAGCAUCAUCGUAUGCUAGCUCACUCCGCUAUCAGAAAAUUCGCAUCUGGUGAAUAUUUACAAAACGUUACCGAACAAAUCAGACCACUCUUGCAAGAAAUUAUGACAGAGAAGCUGAAAGGACCCUUUGACCCCCACGACGUCGUUGGUUUUGCUGUUUAUAAUGCAAUUGCCACCAUGUGCUUUGGUCACAGAUAUGAAGUGAAUGAUCCAAGACUUAACAAUAUUAUGAAAAAUUCAAGAAAAGUCGUCAAAGGACUUGGUAAUGGAUGGACUGCCGACUUUAUCCCAUGGUUUCGUCAUGUUCCAAAUCCAUAUUUUUAUAUUUUCAAAAAGGAUGCUGCUAAAUUCCAUUCACUGAUACUGAAUGAAAUAGAAUGUCAUAGAGAGAGCUUUGAUCCAGAUCUUCCCGCGAAGGAUUUUCUUGACAUUCUGCUGAAAUCCCAAAAGGAAGAUGAAGAUGAAGGAAAAGAGGAUGAUGUUAAGAACAGGAUAACUAAUGUGAACAUAAAGCAAAUUAUGUCUGAUAUAUUCCUUGCCGGUGUUGAUACCCAGACAACAACGUUAUUGUGGGGCAUUGCAAUUUUAGUGGAUAACCCAGAUGUGCAAGAAAAAAUCCAAAAAGAAAUUGAUGAAGCUUUAGGAGAAAGACCUCCAAAACUAAGUGACCGUGGAAAAUUGCCGUACACUGAGGCUACCAUCAUGGAGUUAUUUCGUUAUAGGACUGUGUCACGACUUGCAUUGGCCCACCUGGCAUUAGUUGACACGACAAUCGGCCCAUACAAGAUACCUGCAGACACGAUUGUGUUUUUAAAUUUGUGGGCGCUUCAUAAUGAUCCAAAAUAUUGGCCAUCGCCAGAGAAAUUUCAACCCGAAAGAUUUUUGGAUUCAUCAAACACUGUUAUACAGCGUCUACCGAGUUUCCUUCCGUUCUCCACUGGUCGCAGAGUGUGUGUUGGAGAAUCAUUGGCUAAAGCUAACAUUUUUCUGACAUUUGUAUGGCUGAUACAGAAUUAUAUAUUCAGCAAACCUGAAGGAGUCGAGGGUCCAGUAGCUGUGCACGAUAAACCCGGAGUAGUGAACGUUCCUAAGCCAUACAAGGUCCUUGCUAAGAGCAGGAACACAGUGUACCAUACCUAAUGAUACGUACAUGCUUAAUCGAAAUAAUAACACAUUCAAAAUCACUGUUUUAGAAAACAGUUUACUUAUAUGUUUUCUUGUAUGUCUGGGCCUAUCAUACGGAGACGAAAUAAACAAACAGCGCCACCACAGAAAGUCGGGACUCAAAGUACUGUACGGAGAUCGUCUCAUCAUUUCGAGAUCUAUUUUUUUUUUUUUUUUUUUGUUUCUUGCUCGUUAGAUGUUAUUUUACUCUAUUUUAAAAAGAAAACGUUUCGUAAAAGCUGAAUUAGAGAAAUUGCAAUUCAAACUUGGUGAAUUUUUACCCUGUUUGUACAGCAUAGGCAUUUAAACCUAGGAUAAGUCUGUUUGUCAUCCGGUCUAGGCUUAGAGAGCGACUGUCUGUCUGUGUGUUACCAGGGAACCGUUAAAUCUCGCUGUUCCCUGGUGUUACCAUACUAUUACUGUUAAUGGUUGUUUAUCAACUGCCCUCUGCGGUAGAUUUUUAAAGUAUUGUAUUUAGAUUAAAAUCAGAAAAACA